AUGGAUGCAGCAAUACCCUCAAAAAGGUCCAAGUCCACGGUACAUGCUUCAUCACGACCGAACAAGACUUUGAAUUUGAAGACCGCAUCACAUCGGCCACCGCAGCAUGUCAACAAGCCUUCAUCCUGUGAGCACUCUGAUACAGAGGAUCCCGGAUUUGCUCAGUUCCUCCAAGAUCAUUCUUCUCCGCGGCAUCAAAGAGUCACUGCUGGGGGUAAAAUUGUCCCGAUGAAGCCCAAUGAGAAAAGAUCCCAUCCUGGAGAGCUGCCUGCGACCGAGGGACUUGCUCCUCCGCUCGAAAUGCCCAAUAUGGUGCAGUCCCUUUCUCAAAUGCGGCAGGUAUCUAUGCAGCGACAAGCCGAAGAAGUGCUAAAUGAGAUGUCAGCUCAACUUCAUGCAUUUCAGCCAAGUCAUAAUUCUACCCAAACUCCUCUACAUCCUCAAGGCGAGCCCUAUAGCCUAGCACCGGCAAUAAAUACUUAUGAAACCUUUCCAUGCUCCAGACCGAUUUUGAACUGCAUUCCCGAGGAAGCGCCAUUUGGAACGGUUCCCAACGGGCCGCUCUAUAUGGGCUGUGGUCCUAUCCCAGACUUUGGCCAGACCAUCUCUCAUCAAGCUUCGCAAUCAUUGCCCAUGCAAAUGCCACUCCAGCUCAUCAGCACAUUUUGGCCUGAAACAACAUCAACGGUCUUCAAUGAGCUAUAUUCUUAUAUUUCGCAGUCUGCUCCCCCUGUAGGGGCUAUUAUGCCAGAUAUGUACGAUGGAGAGGCUGAGGCGCUCAUGAUCAGCUCGAGCAUCACAGCAGCCCUUCAGCAGUCAAUCAGUGGGGCUCCAAUUGGCCUCUGGAACUGGAUGGGCCUUAUCACGAAUGUAGUCGAACACUCGAUGGGCGACAUGGAGCGUUUAUUCCAGGCUUAUUAUAUUUUGACAGUACACCGUGCGAACAUUCAACAGAUGAUAAUCAACACCAGUGUGAACAUUGCUUGGACUCAGGUUACGCAUCCCUUUCAGCGAGACUAUCGUGUGAUGUAUAUCAAUAUGCGAGACAUGGUGGACAGAGCCCUUCAGAUUAUUGAGUUCCUCAUCGAAGACUCGCGGAAUGAAGCUGCUAAUCAAAAUAUUGCGGCAAGCGGAUCUACGCAAGAUUCAUGUUAUGAAAACAAAUUCCAUCUUCAAAGUCAUGAAAAACGGCAGGAGGAAAACAAGGAGCCGUGCAUGAAUGGGGGUACCAACGCUAUCGCUUCUAGUUCCUCCAGUUUGACUUCAAAUGAGGUGGCGCAUAGGCUCCGUCGCCCUCGGAUGAUUGACCCGUACACUCCCAGAUUACUCUCUCGAACGAGCCAGCCUAAUCAGUUGGAUGGCGCAUGCUCCGAUAUGGGGACCCGACAUGUGGAGGAUGACGAACUUUGGCCCAAUGUAUAUCCUCAGAAUGGAUGCAAAACCCAACAUAACACAAUCGCUUCAGUUCCGGAAUAUCUACACAAAUUGCGUGACGAUGAGAGUGAUAACACCAAGGCUAGUAAAAAUCAUGUCGACGAGGGUACUUCAGCGCUCGAUACACUUUUUCGUCGUGAUUGUGACGAGCAGCAAAAGAAGAACGAUUCUCAUCACAGUGUGGAUCGAGAUUUGGAUAACGCAACUCUUCUGUCUAAUAUAUCCGGCAAUUCGCUUCAUGUUAGUGAUAUAAAGUUCACUAAUAAAGAACGUGGCAACUUUGAGGACAUCCUCACCAGUUCCCGUGAGUCCAGUGUGGAAGUUGAGGCGCAAUCAAUUCUACAUACUGAUGUGCAGUCUAUCUUUUGGGAACUUAACUUGUCCAAGCACAGUGUUGCCAGUCUGCAGGAUCCAGAGCCUUACGGUUCAGAGAUUGAGAUAGGAGAAGGGAGCUUGGGUGAAUCGGCAAUUGACAUUGAUCAAAUAGAUAUUCUGGCUCAAGCGGGUCAGUUGGAAUACGAAACGGAUACAACAGCGAGAAGUGUGACCUCAGACGACUGGUCAAUUUGUGUCAAUUCAACGAAGUAUCCCACCCAUUCCCAUAAGUCGAAGCCUACUAGCGAUGCCACAACAGUGAGCAGGUCGUCCAUCUGCCCUAAUCAACUUAAAUCCCAUGAACGGCUAUCCGUGGCCACCACUUUCGAUCUCAAUAAUAGGUAA
Penicillium angulare is the source of this 2154-nucleotide messenger RNA. RefSeq lists its product as uncharacterized. Bases 1 to 2154 code for a protein of 717 amino acids. The transcript has a single exon. The record is from RefSeq and is a predicted model, not a curated record. NCBI's taxonomy places the organism in Eukaryota, Fungi, Ascomycota, Eurotiomycetes, Eurotiales, Aspergillaceae.